AUGGGCGCCAUUCAUAGCAAUCUACAUAAAACCAUUUUAAAGCAGAUGCCAUUAACCCUCUUCCGAAUAACAUCAUUCGAUGAUAAGUCUCACUCGUCUCUCUGUGAAUGUUUCAUUUCUUUCUUUCUUUCUUUCUUUCUUUCUUUCUUUCUUUCUUUCUUUCUUGUUCUGUUUCCACCCCUUAAUAACUCUUUCUGCCUUUUUCUAAUUUUCUCUUUCUCUGAUUCUUUAUGUUUGCCCGCUUGUCUCCUUUCUCCUUCUCUCUUUUUUUGCAUGUGGUUCUCUCUCUCUCCCUCUCUCUGCCCAUCUCACUCUCUAUAUCUAUUUAUCCAUCUUUGUUUUUUGUUUCUCUAUAUGGCUGAUUUUUCUACGUCGUUUUUUUUUCUUUUUCUUGAUAUAUUUCUGUUUUUUUUUUAUCUUUUUCUUGCUCUCUCUCUCUCUCCCCUCUCUCUCCCUCUCUGUUGUUUCUGUAUUCCUCUCUCAAUUUCACUUUUCCCACUUCCUUUAUCUAGCUAUUUCUGUUUGUUUCUCUUUAUUUCUCCCAUAUUUUGUCUCUCUCUCUCUUCCUGUCUGUUUUUGUGUUAUAUUUAUCUCUCUCUCUCUCUCUCAAUUUUUGUAACCCUCUCUUGUCCCUAUGUUUCUCUCUUCAUUUUCCUCUGGUUCUAUUUAUGUCUUUUUCUUUCACUCGCUAACUUUCCUUUUUUCUCUCGAUCGGUUUUAAUCUUUCUCUCCUCAUUUCUCACUCUCUCUGUUUCUGUCUCUCGCUCCAUGUUUAUAUAA
Molecule: messenger RNA, 780 nt
Organism: Acanthosepion pharaonis
Lineage: Eukaryota; Metazoa; Mollusca; Cephalopoda; Sepiida; Sepiidae
Source: the annotation of a GenBank genome assembly